Rotaria sordida is the source of this 1989-nucleotide messenger RNA. The record is from the annotation of a GenBank genome assembly. Lineage: Eukaryota; Metazoa; Rotifera; Eurotatoria; Philodinida; Philodinidae.
AAAAAAAAUGAAUUAUCAAUUAAUUUACAUGUCGAAAAUUGUCUUGGUGAUUUAAAUACUUUUAAAGAAGAAAUUCGAGAAGCUUAUGAAGAGUUAUCAACAUUAGAACAACAAGCUCGAAAUAAAACAAAUACAUCACCAACAACCUCUAAUAUAAAUCAAGAAAAUGAUCUUGACAUAUUACUUGAUCAACUUUAUAAACUUGAACAACGACUAGAUGAAAGAAAAAUGGUUCGUAAUGAAAUUAAAUCAUGGAAGAAAAAAUCUAUUUCAUCAACAAUUAUUGAACAAUUUGAUGAACUUGGUCAAACAUUAGCUACAUUAGCUAAUACAUUAAAUAAUAUUGAAAUUGAAUUUGUUGAUUCUGGUAAUAGUUCAUCAUCAUCGGCAAUUAGUGAUUUAAAUAGAAAUCAUCAUCAAGGUGGAAGUGAAGAACAUUUUUCUGAUAGUGGUUUAUCUCAAUCAACUGAUUCAAUUAAUUUACCAUUAAUAAGUCAACAAAUAUCAAAUGCUUCAAGUGUUAUUUCAUGUGAUACAUUAAAAAAUAAUUAUGGAGAAAAUCAAAUACGUUUAGCAUUAGAAAAAAUACAUGAAGCAAAUAUAAAAAAAAUUUUUGUUAAAAUUUAUAAUGAAGAUCAAUCAACAAAAAAUAUUUUAAUUAAUGAAACAAUGUCUAUAUAUCAAAUAUUAAUAUUACUUUUUCAUAAAUAUCAUUUAAAACCAACAAUAAAUUAUUCUAUUAUUGAAGAUUUACCUGAUUUACAUAUAUAUCGUAUAUUUGAAGAUCAUCAAUAUUUAAUAAAUGAUGGUUUAAUUUAUUGGUCACGUGAUACACAUAAUCGAAUAUGUUUUCAAGAACAUGAAAAUAAAUAUAUGAUAUUUCAAGAGCCAAAAAAAUUUUUUUUAACAAAUGAUAAAAUUAUUGAUGAUAUUUUAACUGAUUAUAUAUCAUCAGAUACAAUUAUUUUACCUGAUGAUAUAACAAGUAUACUUUAUAUAAAAGAUAAAAAUCGUAAAAUAUGGAAAAAAUAUACAUGUAUUUUACGUCAAUCAGGUAUUUAUCAAAUACCAAAAUCAACAUCAACAAAACAAGAUCUUAUUUGUUUACUUAAAUUUGAUUCAAAUAUACAAUUAUAUUAUGCUAAUAAUUGGAUUGAAUCAUUACGAUCACCAACUUCAUAUGGUUUUGCAUUAAAACAUGCACAUAUACAAAAAAAAUCAAAUAAAUAUAUACAUUAUUUAUGUACAAAUACAUAUGAUGAAUAUCAACGUUGGAUAAAUGGUAUUCGAAUUAUUUUAUAUGGUGUACAAUUAUAUAAAAAUUAUCAAAAAAUGACUAAAGUUAUUAAUGAUGAAAUAGAUAAUCUUGUAAAUUUAUUACCUAAUCAACAUUAUUUUAAUUUUAUUACACCAACAACAUCAGCUAUGCAACAAUCUAUUUCAAGUAUUUCUUUACCAAUUAAUCAAAUUGUUUCAAAUUCAACAGAUACACAUAAAACACUUAUUGAUAUUGAUAGUACACCUACACAAUAUAUGUCUUAUUCAUUAGAUCGUCUUAAAACAUCAAAAAUAGCGUUUACACGUUCAUCAUCAUUUCAUUCUUCAUUACGUUAUUCUAAAACAAAUAAAACUGAAGAAAAAAUUUAUCGUACUAAAUCAACUUCACCACCUGAUACUUCACCAGUUAAAACUCCUGGUUUAAUUUUUAAACGUUCAAAAUCAGCAAAAGAAAUUUCUUCAUCACAACGUUCAAAAUCAAAUAAAAUUUCAUCUUCAUCAUCAAUUAUACCAUUUAUUAAUCAAUGUAUACAACCAGAUAAAGCACGUAUUCAUAUUAAACCACCGAAACGACCUCCACCACCAAUACCAACGAAACCAUCACCAAGUAUUAGUAAUCAUAUAUAUGAUUCAUUACAAGAUACACCAAUUCUAACUAAUCGAACAGUGUCUAUGCCUCGUUCGCUUCAUUUAAGAGUAACAGAAUUAUAA